AUGAGAUUGUUGCUUCUUCUUAUUACUACCGUAUUGGUAUUUUUGGUAUAUGCUGAUGAAAAUGAAUUGGAAAGUAAAUUGGAGUUUGAGAAAGUUGUCGUCAGGCACAAGUAUUUCAGUGAUGAUGAAGAGAAAAUUGGCGCAGAGCAGAUUCCGACCCCCACGACUAAAAAGGAGGCAAUUCCAAGUUCGAAAAAUGAAUUUAGGCCAAGUACACCUGAGUACCCAAUGACUUCUCAAAAUCGUUUUGCUAGAAUGCUACAAACCGACAUUGUUACUGCAAAUAAUUUUACUUUUACAAGUACAACCACCUCUGCAGUUGAACUUGUGAAUUCCACUACUAGGCUUGUGCCAACACCGACAAGUUCGAUACCAGUUGUGGAUCAUAAGAAGGAUGUGAUUGCAACUAUGAAAAUUGCAAAUUUAUUUCUGAGCACAAAAGCACCACAACAUACGGAAAACGCCGAGAUUACUAAAACCGCAAGUGGCUUGGAAGCAACAACUUCAUUUGAUUCAGAUCACUUUUCGAGUUCGACCAAAGACUUAUCCACUGACAAUUCUACGGACACAAUCAACGAGGCUAUGAGCAAAGAUACGGUCAGCCAUCAAUCAACAGCUCGGCGAAGGAAAGUGUAUCGACUACCAGAUGUCCCGAAAUUCCAUUGCACCAUUUUUUUGCACUUUAGAGUGCCUACAAAUUUAAAAAAAAUUACUAAUAGUAAAAAUUAG
Caenorhabditis elegans is the source of this 729-nucleotide messenger RNA. RefSeq lists its product as uncharacterized. The transcript is spliced from 7 exons. Lineage: Eukaryota; Metazoa; Nematoda; Chromadorea; Rhabditida; Rhabditidae. The coding region runs from base 1 to 729 and encodes 242 amino acids. The record is from RefSeq and is marked reviewed.